UUUUGGUUUGUCGAAAAUUGUAGACGAUCAGGUAACAAUGAAGACUGUGUGUGGGACUCCAGGCUAUUGUGCUCCUGAGAUUUUGCGGGGAUGUGCCUAUGGCCCUGAGGUUGACAUGUGGUCUGUGGGAGUUAUCACGUACAUUUUGUUAUGUGGUUUUGAGCCCUUUUUUGAUGACAGAGGAGACCAGUACAUGUUUAAACGCAUCCUGAACUGUGAAUAUGAAUUUGUCUCCCCCUGGUGGGACAAUGUGUCUCUCAAUGCCAAGGACCUUGUGAGUAAAUCUCAAUAUUUAUAAAUCACUAA
Molecule: messenger RNA, 306 nt
Organism: Sinocyclocheilus grahami
Lineage: Eukaryota; Metazoa; Chordata; Actinopteri; Cypriniformes; Cyprinidae
Product: calcium/calmodulin-dependent protein kinase type IV-like
Exons: 3
Coding region: 38-298 (86 amino acids)
Biological process (GO): protein phosphorylation
Molecular function (GO): ATP binding; protein kinase activity
Source: RefSeq, a predicted model, not a curated record